Molecule: messenger RNA, 2549 nt
Organism: Python bivittatus (Burmese python)
Lineage: Eukaryota; Metazoa; Chordata; Lepidosauria; Squamata; Pythonidae
Source: RefSeq, a predicted model, not a curated record
GAAUAUGUGAUAAAGUGUGAUAUGUCAGCACUGCAGAAGAUUCUGUAUCGCCACAUGCAAGCAAAGGGAAUCCUUCUUACUGAUGGCUCUGAGAAAGACAAGAAGGGAAAAGGUGGAGCCAAAACUCUUAUGAAUACCAUCAUGCAGCUGAGGAAAAUAUGCAAUCACCCAUAUAUGUUCCAGCAUAUUGAGGAAUCCUUUGCUGAACAUUUGGGCUAUUCAAAUGGUGUCAUCAAUGGAGCUGAGCUUUAUCGGGCCUCAGGGAAGUUCGAGCUACUUGAUCGAAUUCUACCAAAGUUGCGAGCCACUAAUCAUCGUGUGCUUCUUUUCUGUCAAAUGACAUCACUUAUGACCAUUAUGGAAGAUUACUUUGCUUUUCGAAACUUUGCUUACUUGCGACUUGAUGGAACCACAAAGUCAGAGGAUCGAGCCGCUCUGUUGAAGAAAUUCAAUGAGCCCAAUUCCCAAUACUUCAUUUUUCUGCUGAGCACAAGAGCAGGAGGUCUGGGUUUGAACCUUCAGGCAGCUGAUACUGUUAUAAUUUUUGACAGUGACUGGAAUCCUCACCAGGACCUGCAGGCCCAAGACAGAGCUCAUAGAAUUGGGCAGCAGAAUGAAGUUCGAGUCUUACGAUUAUGCACAGUGAACAGUGUAGAGGAGAAAAUCUUGGCAGCUGCAAAGUAUAAACUGAAUGUGGAUCAGAAAGUUAUUCAGGCUGGCAUGUUUGACCAAAAAUCUUCAAGCCAUGAACGAAGAGCUUUUCUCCAGGCCAUAUUGGAACAUGAAGAAGAAAAUGAGGAAGAAGAUGAAGUUCCUGAUGAUGAGACUCUGAAUCAGAUGAUUGCACGAAAUGAAGAGGAAUUUGAUCAUUUCAUGCGAAUGGACAUGGAUAGGCGCAGGGAGGAUGCUCGAAAUCCAAAACGCAAACCACGCUUGAUGGAGGAAGAUGAGUUGCCAUCUUGGAUAAUCAAAGAUGAUGCUGAAGUUGAAAGGCUUACAUGCGAAGAAGAAGAGGAAAAAAUAUUUGGGAGAGGGUCCCGUCAGCGUAGGGAUGUGGACUACAGUGAUGCUUUGACUGAAAAACAGUGGUUAAGGGCAAUUGAAGACGGCAACUUGGAAGAAAUGGAAGAGGAAGUUCGGCUUAAAAAACGUAAAAGGAGAAGAAAUGUGGACAAGGACUCAGGCAAAGAAGAUGGUGAGAAGGCAAAAAAGAGGAGAGGAAGACCUCCAGCUGAAAAAUUGUCACCCAAUCCACCUAAACUGACAAAGCAAAUGAAUGCCAUAAUUGAUACUGUGAUCAAUUAUAAAGAUAGUUCAGGACGACAGUUAAGUGAAGUCUUCAUUCAGCUGCCUUCCCGAAAAGAAUACCCAGAAUAUUAUGAGUUAAUUAGAAAACCAGUAGACUUCAAAAAAAUUAAGGAAAGAAUUCGUAAUCAUAAAUAUCGGAGUCUCAGUGACUUGGAGAAGGACGUCAUGUUGUUGUGUCACAAUGCUCAGACUUUCAACUUAGAAGGAUCACAGAUCUAUGAGGAUUCCAUUGUUCUCCAGUCAGUCUUCAAAAGCGCACGGCAGAAGCUUGCCAAAGAAGAUGAAAGCGAGGAAGAGAGCAAUGAGGAAGAAGAAGAUGAAGACGAUGAGUCAGAAUCAGAAUCAAAAUCUGUGAAAGUGAAAAUUAAGCUAAACAAAAAGGAUGACAAAAACCGGGAUAAAGGGAAAGGCAAGAAACGCCAGGCUCGGGUCAAAGCCAAACCAGUUGUGAGUGAUGAUGAUACUGAUGAGGAUCAAGAUGAAAAUGACCAGUCAGAAGCAAGUGGAAGUGAUGACGAGUGAUCCAUAAAGUUAAAUAUUCUUAAAGACAAAAUUUCUUCUCUCAAUUUACACCCAGUGAAUUCACUUGGUCAGAUAGGCAUUGGGGUGCUUCUGUAUUCAUAUCAUCUAUAAAUUAACUUUAGGGUAGUACCAGACAAACAUAUUUCAUGGUGUAAAAAAAAAUGUAACAUACUGUGACCAAAAAGGCCUCAAAGGAAAAACAAAACAAAAAAAACCUUUUGAUGGAAAAAACAUGGGUGGAUAGUAUAUUUCUAUGGGUUGGAUUUAGCUAACUAAUGAUUUGACAAUUCCUGGGUUCAAUAUUUGAUUAGAUGCUCUCAACUGGCAUCAGGAACAUUUAAAAGAAGUCUUUUGUAGCAUUGCUAACCAGGAGCCAUUAAAAGCAACUGGUGAUUUUAUUUUUCAUCAGGCAAUUUUCCAAGUUUUAUUAGUUCUGUAUCUGUUUUACAUUGUGCUACAUAUAUACAGUUUUGUUUAAUAGCUUCUAAAUGUACAGUAGCUAGCCUCUACCCUGCUCUAUACCAUUUGUUGCUUCAGUUUAUGCUCCAUGAUCUCUUGAAAAAGAAAUGCUUUUUGAACUGUAUACAUGGAAUUUAUGUCCACUGUAAACUUUACUUUUUCUCCCCUCCCCUCUUUUUUCCCCUUGAUUAUAAAAAGUUGGAUUUAAAAUGCUGUUAAAUAUUGCAAUUAUAUAGUACAAUGAAUGGCUUUUUUCAUCA